Molecule: messenger RNA, 6597 nt
Organism: Nymphalis io (European peacock)
Lineage: Eukaryota; Metazoa; Arthropoda; Insecta; Lepidoptera; Nymphalidae
Product: MAP7 domain-containing protein 2-like
Exons: 18
Coding region: 171-2990 (939 amino acids)
Biological process (GO): microtubule cytoskeleton organization
Cellular component (GO): microtubule cytoskeleton
Source: RefSeq, a predicted model, not a curated record
UAUAAAGAUUGUUCGCCAAUCGCCGUUCGUACGUCGCUGGCAGUGAACGGAACGAAGUGCUGUCGUAUAGAUCGCUGGCUGGCCGUCGGGCUGAAAAUAGUGAACGAAGUAUGAGUUUUCGAAAUAUGUUCGAAUAAAAAGUGAACAGUGAGUGACUGUCAUCGAGCAAGAUGGUUGAUGACGUGAAAGAUAUUACGGAAAAAGCUGAAAGUAAAGAGGCCCUAGACCGAGCGAGAUUGGCGCGCGAGCGUCGCGAGGCCGAACAACGGAAGCGGCUGGAUGAGCUGCGCGCGCACGCCGCCGCAGCGCAGGCGCAACGAGAGAAGAGAGACGAAGAUCGACGCCGCAGACAGGCCGAACAGCGCGCCAAGGACGACGAUAGACGACUACAGGUGGAGGAACGAAAACGUGCAAUAUGGGAGGCGUCGAUAUCCCGUCGCGAAGCGUUGCUGCAACGCGAGCGCGAUCGCACCGAACGAUUGGAACGCGCACGAGCCGCUCGAUCCGCUCCGCGGCCGGCGUUCGCGUUCGGUUCCUCCACGCCGAGGCUACUAGAGCCCGUCGACUCGGCUGGAUUCUUUUGGGCCGCGCGCAGUACCAACCCCAUAGAUCAGAUGAACUUUUUUGAAUCACUGGCGGCAUCAACAACUAAUGUGAUGUUCGCGUCUGCGCCGCUCACGAGACGCGCGUCCGCACUCCAGCUCGACACGUCCGAUACUGAUAAUAAAGACGAACCCGACCGUUCCCCCCAACCCAUCUGGUCGUCCGUGGCCAGACGGCGCACCGACCUAGUGCCCACGCUGCCCGCGCGACCAGGUAGGGCCUACUCCAUGACGCGCCUCGACAAGAUCCCCUCGCAACGCCCGUUACACUCCGCGUCGCCUUCCAUGCACCACCUCAACAGGAGCCAGACCCGGUCGGGCGACACGACGCCCGGCUCCCGGCCCGGCAGCGCCAUGUCCAACACGGCCGUGGUGCGGCGAGCGUCGUCCGCGCCCCGCAAGCCGCGGCCCGCCUCUAUAGCCGGUACGGGUGUUAACACUCCACGAGGCGCAGACUUUGGCGCGGAUACGGGCGCCAGCAGCGCAGCCACCACGCCGUCCGUGUCGCGCGACGCCAGCGCCGUGCACGUGCGCGCCGCCACCACGCCGCGCCGCCCGCGCCCGCUGUCGCUGCACGCGCACAGACACGCUGGUCCGCUCGGUCCGGGAGAAGGCAAACCGCCUCUCCAUAGAAAACCAAAGCCAUCCAAAGAUCACGAUAAGCACGGUAUGUCGUCACGUGUCGCGGUGUACUUGCAGAGCGCGGGCAAGUCGCAGUCGGCGUCGCCGGGCCGCGCGCCGUCGCCGCCGCCGCCGCCCGCCAAGGAGCGCGCGCGGGCCGCGGACGAGGUACGCUGCGCACGGGCUCCCCUAUACAAUUAUACGACCUAUGACGAGCCGGUUGGCGUGAGUGCUAUAACACAGCCGGUAUCAGGCAAGAGUCAAGUCAGUGCAUUGGAGGUGACACAGAAGUUAGAAGCCCUACGAAUUGGAGAUCGCCAGCAAUCAAGCGAAAUAAAAGAAAACGUAGUAAAUAGGCCAGAAACGAACAACGAACAGACGGUACAACAAAACAAAGUGGAAGAGAAACAGAUAGACGUAAAGAAGCCAGAGAAGGAGAGGGAAGAGAAGAAGGAGGAGAAACGAGAGAAGGAACCUUCGCAGGAGAAGACUGAUGAUAACGAGAUGACUGCGUCGAUGACUGCACGACGAAUCACGACAGAAGAAGAAGCGAAGGCCGCACUCGCUGAGCGUAGGAGACGCGCUCGUGAGGAACUCGAGCGACAGGCUGAGCUCGAGAGGCAGAGAUUACAACGUGAAGCAGAAGAAGAGGCAGAAAGACAGCGCCUGGAAGAAGAGAGGCAAAAACGUGAAGAGGAGGAAGCAAGAGAGUUAGCUGCAUUGCAGAGGAGAAUGGAGGAGGAGAAACUAAGGAAAGCUAUUGAGGUUCAGCAGCAGCUGGAGAAGGAGGAGGCGGAGCGGCGCGUGCGCGAGGAGGAGGAGCGGCGGGCGCGCGCGCGGGAGGAGGAGGAGCGGCGCCGCGCGGCCGACGACGCCGAGCGCGCGCGCCGCGAGGAGGCCGAGCGCGACGAGCGGGAGCGCCUGCUGCGCAAGCAGCGCGUCGAGGCCAUCAUGGCGCGCACGCGCCUCAAGAAGCAAGCCGAGGAAGAUAAGAAGCAGCAGGAAAUGAAAGCGCAACAAAACCAACCAGCUCCUGAAUCUGCACCUGCCAACGAUAUUUCUACACCUAGCGCUACUCCGAACAAUGUAGCACCCGUAAACAAUUCACAGGACAGUGCAGCACCCGUUGCAAAUGCUGCCCAAAAUAGUCCAGCAUCUGUAAAUAAUGUAGCGCCAGAGAGUGCAGCACCCACGGUGAUCACUGCCCAAGACAAUGUAACUCCCGUAGCGAACGCAGCAGAAGAAAAUUCAAAGAAUGCGUCGCAAGAUGUUUCAGCAUCCAUAACAAAUUCCGUUCAAGAUAGUUCAGUAGUAACGAACGACAGUUCAGCGGCUACUAACGCAACGGCAGAUAGUGCAGCAGUGACGAACGCAGCACCUGAAGGAACUACAGUAGUCGAAACUAUGUCUGUGGAUACUAGCAAUGGAAAUGUACAGACGGAAGAUUUGUUACAACUUGCCGCUAGUCAGCAGGAAGUAACGCAAGAUCAGACACAAGUGGCGCUGGACACUCCGCCCACUAGCAACAAUAGUAACAACGGUAACGUGACUGCCGACCUGCUGGGCCUGUCCCAACAACAUGAGACAAAGGACAAACCAGACGAGCAGCCGCCCAAGCAGAUUGACAACACACCAACGUUGGACACAAACAACGGCAACGUUGGCCGCAUAUCCGCCAACUUCAUCCAAUCCGAGCGACGCGACGACUUCGCGGCGCACAACGGACACGGACACGCGCACCCGCUGACGUUGCAGAAUGCGAUCUAAUAACAGAGACGUACGGUCGAUAUUAGAACGGCUUCUCCGCGUGCAUAUUGGCUAGGUGAGCUCGACACGUCAACUGUGCCGACACGGUAGUUACAUUGAAUAACGAACUCGGAGCUUAUCGAGUUAAUAGCUCAUUUUAAACGCUGAGGAAGCAUUAGAAGGUCACUGAAUUCGCCUCAAUAUCUUACAACAACCCAAAAUUUUUCUUCGGUUUUCUCUUUUACUGAUAAACUAGAUAAAUGUAGAUUAAAAAAUAAUAAUUACCCUUGAUUAAAAAGUUAACUCCUACGCUCUUUGGACAAGUUUAAAAAGAUUGUUUGUUUCUGUAAUGUAAAAAAAAAGCUAUUCUUUUUAUACCUACUUUUAAUUUAAUUAACUUAAUAACAAAAACAUUGGAAAGUUUUUAUUCAAAUACGUAGCAGAUAUACUAAUGAUGAGAAACAAAUACGCUUUCAAAUUUGGAUUAUUAUGCUGUUUUAAACAAGUCUUUACUGUGAACGAAAUAAGGCUUAAGUUUGUGUAAAUAACUUCGGCUCUACAUGAACUGGUGGAACAAAAACUUUUCCUUUAUUAAAAAGAAAUUUCCCUUAAUGAAAAUUGAGAUUUCUAUAAACGAUUAUAAGAUAAUGGUAGGUUUCUAAGGUGCCUUUACAGUUUUGUUAAUUUUAAAACGGUGCUAAAAUAAUAAUUAAUGAAUAAUGAAAUUUAAUUUCAUCGAUGUUAAAGUACAAAAUUUUAACAAUAAUAAUGAAAUUCAAUAAUGCACAAUAUCUAAUCUAGUUGAAGGAAUGGUCGUUCGUCCUAGCCAAUAUGUAUGGAGUGAGAAAGGUAUAGAUAUGCUGUACUAUUACCACAGAUGUUGUCUCUCUCACACGUGAAAGUUAAAGAGAGACUAAUAUACUUUUGACAUGAUGAGUUAUAACUACCUAACUUUUUUUUUUAAUCUGUCAAAAUGUUAUCUGUGGUAAGUAUUACGCAUGUAUGUUGGCACAUGAUAUAAUAAUUAUAUGGUUAAUAAUUAUUGCAUUUAAAUCGCAAAUCCACGAUUCUAUUAAGAAUUUAAAAAAAUAUAUCUAGCUUUUUUUUGUUUUGCUAAUUUUAAGCGAAGAGUUAAUAAAAUAAAUCGUAAUCAUCGCUUGACGUUCCUCGUAUGACAGAAUUAAUAUUUUCAUACGAAAAAAAAAACUUAUUUCAAUGCUUUUUUAGCGAUUAGGAGCUACGACAGACAAACAAGAAUUCAACAAAAAAAUAUUUUUUUUAUUCAAAUCAUUGGCAAAGACAUGCAUUUUAAGUGUAAACCAUAUUAAUAUUUUUCUAAACGUAUUUAAAUAAAAUAUUCGAUACAAAUAUCCAUUGAAUUCGUUUCAAAUAAUUAAAUGCAUUAGAUAUAAAUAAGUAAACGGUUUGAUUAACUAUUUAAUUACUGAAUAUAAAAUAUCGGUUUGUUCGUCUGUUGCAUUUUUCCUAAUCGAAUUAUUAACAACAGAUUACAAAAAAAAAAAAUUGAAAACAUUCAAUAAUGAUCGUUUGGUGUAUAGGUUGUGUACAGCGACACUCGCGAACAGUGUUACAAUAAUUAUUUAAUGUAAGUUCUAUUUAUUGUGAUGUUUUUAUUAUUAAUAAUAAUAGAUAAUACGGCUUUGCUUAUCGCAGCCGUUAGUUGGUUAUUAAAUUACUUUCUUUGUCGACGGAUAGUGACACGGUAAGGCGGUAUACAUUUCAAUCUUACUUAUAUGUCGAUAUGAUAACGCUUCCGACUUUCUACGAUCAAAAGUAUAUUGGAUAGAGACGGAAGAUUUUUACCUCUCGCUCUUUCUCUGAGAAGAUAUGUUGAAAAGUUCAGACGCUAUGACAUGAGUAUAUUUACAUAUAAUUUAUGAUAGCUUAUGUGUAAUAAUGAGUAUUAAUUCGCAUGUCUCAGUAAUCCGAUUCGCAAUGGUGCGAGGGAGACAGACAUAUGGCGGUAAGCGCGUGUGCGAGUAAGACAGAUGCAUUGUGUAUGAACAAUUAAAACGAAAGUACGAAAUCUUUUCUUUAUUAAAAACAUCAAUUAAAGAAAUAUAAAACUUUAUAAAAUUAAUUGAUUAUGAAAUUAUUGAAUUUAAAUUUUUUUUUUUGUUUAAGACUGAAAAUAGGAAAUGGGAUUUUGUUGGAAAUUGCAGAUGCGUUAACAGUCAAAUGUCUGAAACCAAUAUACAAUAAAACGCUAGCUAUACCUAAGAAAAAUUUAAACGAUUAUUAUCUGUUUAUUCGUAACUGUUACGAACGAAGUCAUUGAGGUAACAUACUACAUACAAUAUGUCAAUAAUAUUGCUUAUUCAGAUUUAGCACUUAGACCGACCGGACAGCUUUGAUACUAGACAUAUGAUCAUUUUGGAUCUCCAUUCAACGUAAUAUCAACUCUAUAUAUGUAAAAUUGUAACGGAAUGCUUUAUAUAAUUACGAUUUUGGUUUUAUGUAUUCAUAUAUCAUAUGGAGGUCUGAAAAAUUUAAAUGAACUUAAUUACGACGCAAACAAUAACGGUGUUACUGUAGGAUAUUUAAAAAUGCAUAAACAAUUUUUUGUAAUAUAAGUAGUUAGCAUUCAAAAUAUAAUCUUAGUCUAUUUACAAUAUGCCUUUCUUCUGUUGUUGAAUAAUAUAUUUUUUUUUUUUGUAUGUUUGUAAUUCAACAGUGUUCCCAAUUAAAUUGUUCAUACCAUAAUAGUCUCUUAUCGUUUUGAAAUUAAGACUAAAAUGGUAUACGCAAUUAGAUAACACAAUAGUACCGUGUUCGUUGAACCAAAAUGUUUUCCUUUAUUUCCUAUUUAUCAAUUUAGAAGUUAUAAUAACAAAUUAUAAUUAAUUCUGGGAACGAUUCCCAUUUAUCGUAUAUUCCAUUUUCUUUUUUUAUAACACUUUUCGUUCUAUGGACUGAAGAUAAAUACGGCGUACGUUUGUUUAAUAAAGAUUGACAUGUUUCACCAAAAAAAUUAAUGUAUUUUAAGUGUUAAUCUACUCAUUCGGAUUUAAUUAUUAUUUUUCAAAUAGUUUUUUUUUCAAUGUAAUUAUGAAUAAAAUGCAUAAUAAUUUUAUAGUUUCUGAACGCCCGAUCAGACAUAGACUAUAUACCGCUUAUGUAGAUAACAUUAUACAAUUUUUGCUAAUCGUCCAUUUUGUAAUAUUAUAAACAAAUCAUGUAGUUCAUACUGCGACGGCCUUAAUAAAUAACUUUUACGCUAUUAUUUUCUUAAAACAUUUUUUUUUUAAUGAAAGUUGUUUUUAAACGUGAACCUGUGUGAUACGAUGCCAUUUUGAUAAUUCAUCGUUUGUACAAUUCGUACUGUUUUUGGUUACCUAUGUAUAAUUUGUUCCCUAAUUUAGACUGAUCGAUUCAUGCAUAUCCGAUUUUGUAACAAUUUUAAACGACACAAGUUUCAAGAUGGCGGCGUGUCACGUGUCACGUGUUGUGUGCUCGGUAGUGCGAUGCGGCUGUGGCUGUCGUUAUAACAAAUAUUAUGUAUUUAUCACAUUGAGACAUGGCUUCUAUAUACGUUCUAUUCUUUAUUAUGUUAGCAAUCGAUGGAUUUAUAAGGAGAAAGUUUUAAUAAAAAAUAUUAUGAAAUUUA